Messenger RNA from Talaromyces amestolkiae, 1920 nucleotides. RefSeq lists its product as uncharacterized. Bases 1 to 1920 code for a protein of 639 amino acids. NCBI's taxonomy places the organism in Eukaryota, Fungi, Ascomycota, Eurotiomycetes, Eurotiales, Trichocomaceae. The record is from RefSeq and is a predicted model, not a curated record. Gene Ontology annotation, molecular function: ATP binding; nucleic acid binding. The transcript has a single exon.
AUGUCCGCGGGUUCCAUGAGCUGGCAUGGAAGAACCAUCUUACAACCAGCUCUACCGGCCCUCCGCGCCUCCUACACACCAUGGCUAGUCUCUGCACGAUGGGCGUCUUCUGGACGGCUACGCAACAAGCCGACGAGAAUGGCCCUGUCUCCGCAUGUAGCCAAGGAUAGUCUCAAGAAGAGAGACCGGGCCCGCAGUGAAAAGGGUCCAUGGUCAAACCUGAACCAGACCACACCACGACUCCGCGGGGAAGCAAAAGCCAGAUCAGACGCUGCCAUCAAGCGGUCAUCGCGCGGACGAGAUGGAGAGGAAGGAGAAAAAAAGAAAAAGGAGGAGUCGCCGUUAUACAAAGCCUUAAAAAUGCAGACUACGCUAUCGCCCUUGAGCUACGGUUUGCGAAAUGUGAUCAAAGAAAGAAUCGCCAGCAUCAUGAACUUUGAUCAAUUCAAGCUCCUGCCUACCGUACAAGACUCGAUCCUUACGCAAGCCCUGCCCGACCUCGUCGAUGUCACGCCCACCCCUAUUCAGAGCGUCGCCAUCCCCGCGCUAUUAUUCGAUGACGGCAAAAAGAACAUAAAGAAGAAGAAGUCGUCGGAAUUUCAAUAUAAUUACGACCAGUUUCUAUUGGCGGCAGAGACAGGAUCCGGCAAGACCUUGGCGUACUUGGUACCCAUAAUCGACAAUAUCAAGCGAACAGAAUUGGCGGAAAAGAUAGAGGAGGAGCAACAACUAGCUGAAAAGGCAAAAGAGAACGAGAAGAAAGCCAAGGAGCGCACUAAUGAACUCGAGUCUCCUGAAUUGUCAGAAAAUCUUACUACCUCGGCGGGACGACCAAGAGCAAUUAUCCUGUUACCAACAUCAGAGCUGGUUGCGCAGGUUGGCGCCAAGGUCAAGGCAUUCUCUCACACGGUCAAAUUCCGAUCAGGGCACAUUGCGUCUUCUGAUACGCCACGCAAAAUUCGUAGUGUGGUAUUUAAUCCUUCUGGAAUUGAUAUUCUUGUCUCUACACCUCAUCUUUUGGCGUCAAUUGCCAAGACUGACCCCUACGUUUUGAGCCGUGUUCAGCAUAUUGUUGUUGACGAAGCGGACUCUCUUCUGGACCGUUCAUUUGGGUCUAUAACGACUGAGAUUAUUGAUAAAGCCGCCGGGUCAUUGAAGCAACUGGUCUUGUGUUCCGCCACCAUCCCGCGCAGUCUGGACACUUUCUUGCGCAAGAGAUACCCCGACGUGCGUCGUCUCGCUACUCCCAACCUGCAUGCUAUUCCGCGAAGAGUCCAGCUCGGUGUAGUAGACAUCGAGAAGGAACCGUUCCAUGGAAAUCGCAGUCUUGCGUGCGCCGAUAUCAUAUGGUCUAUCGCCAAAUCAGGCGAAACAGAAUCAAUGGGUGAGUACAACCCAUUCAUGGAGAAGGAGGUCAGAAAGAUCAUCGUCUUCGUCAACGAGCGCGAGGAAGCCGAAGAAGUCGCCCAAUUCUUACAAAAGAAGGGCAUUGAUGCCAUCCCCUUUUCACGAGACUCCUCCAAACGCUCACAGGAGAUCGUCGACGAGUUCACUACAUCCAGACGUCCCCCAACCACAGAGGAGAUCAUGGAAAUGCAGAAAAUGCGCCGUAUACAAAAGUCUUCACUCCCAUUUGUUCUAUCGGAAGAGGAACAAGCGAUGGGAGCCAUGAAACGCCUACCAAAUACCAAGGUCAUGGUCACCACCGACCUUGGUUCUCGAGGUAUCGACACUUUGCCCGUCCGCACUGUGAUUUUGUACCAUGUCCCGCAUACAACAAUCGACUUCAUUCACCGGCUGGGCCGUGUUGGACGAAUGGGAAAACGUGGCCGCGGUAUCGUUCUUGUUGGUAAGAAAGAUCGCAAGGACGUGGUCAGGGAAGUCCGUGAAGCCAUGUUCCGCGGUCAGGCUCUGAUUUAA